Messenger RNA from Ogataea haglerorum, 435 nucleotides. RefSeq lists its product as uncharacterized. Gene Ontology annotation, biological process: mitochondrial translational termination. The coding region runs from base 1 to 435 and encodes 144 amino acids. Gene Ontology annotation, cellular component: mitochondrial large ribosomal subunit. NCBI's taxonomy places the organism in Eukaryota, Fungi, Ascomycota, Pichiomycetes, Pichiales, Pichiaceae. The record is from RefSeq and is a predicted model, not a curated record. The transcript has 2 exons.
AUGAUUCCUGCUUUGGGAGCAGGAGGUCCAGGGUUCAAUUCCCUGACGGAGUCGAAGGCGGUUCUUCGUCUGUCGGCGAAGGGGUGGCAGAAUGCUCGAGGAACGUGGGUCGAUCCGGCUACUUUUGACCAGCUGAUGGCCAAUUACAACGACAAAAGCUGUCCAGAAUCCAAACGGUUUCCUUAUUUUACGAAUGCGGGGGAUGUGCUCAUCAUGAGUGACUCCACUAGAUACAGACAGAAGAACGUUAUGGAGUGCCUGGAGAAAUUUGUGAGCGCGGUGCAGAGGUGUGGAGAGCCUAGGAAGGAGACCGACGAGGCUACGCUGGAGCGGUGGGAGGAUUUGCGCAAAAAGGAGAAGGAGGUGCGAGUACAGGCGAAGCGCAAGCUGAGGGACAAGAAGAACGCCCGUCGCAAAAUCAAGAUGGAACUGUAA